Molecule: messenger RNA, 1470 nt
Organism: Pieris brassicae (large cabbage white)
Lineage: Eukaryota; Metazoa; Arthropoda; Insecta; Lepidoptera; Pieridae
Gene: nero
Product: deoxyhypusine hydroxylase
Exons: 4
Coding region: 123-1031 (302 amino acids)
Biological process (GO): peptidyl-hypusine biosynthetic process
Molecular function (GO): deoxyhypusine monooxygenase activity
Source: RefSeq, a predicted model, not a curated record
GUGCAGGCCAAGAAAGGGAAAGAAAAAAAAAAUAAAAAAAUGAACGGUUGUCAGUUAAACAUUCGACGUUGUUUUGUUUUAUAAAAUUACAAUUACUUGGUUAUAGUUAAUAUAAAAGGAAAAUGGUAAAUAUAAACGAGACCGCUGUGAAAAAUAUUGGAAAGGUUUUAAACGACCCUUCAAGACCUAUGAAGGAAAGAUUUAGGGCUUUAUUUACACUUCGAAACUUGGGAGGUAAUACCGCAAUAAAUUGUAUCAACGACUGCUUUAGCGAUGAUUCAGUGCUUUUAAAACAUGAAUUAGCCUACUGCCUUGGUCAGAUGCAAGACAAAACAGCUAUACCUCUUCUAAGAAAUGUCUUGGAGGAUAAAACUCAAGAUCCAAUUGUACGGCAUGAAGCAGGUGAAGCAUUGGGCGCUAUUGGUGAUCCACAUCUACAGGAAUUAUUAGAAAAAUAUCAAUAUGAUUCUGCAAUUGAAGUGGCUGAGACCUGUCAGAUAGCAUUAGAAAGACUAAAUUGGAUUAGAAAACAGAACAGUGAGAAAUUAAGCAGUAGUAUAUUUCUCUCUAUUGAUCCAGCACCACCAAGUACUGAAGAAAAUUUUGAAGUCUUAAAGAAUACUAUGAUGGAUGAAAGUAAAACCUUAUUUGAUAGAUACAGGGCUAUGUUCAGUUUAAGAAACUUAGGAACUAGCGAAAGUAUCAAUGCUUUAGGUGAAGGAUUCAAAGCAAGUAGUGCAUUGUUCCGUCAUGAAGUUGCUUUUAUCUUUGGACAAAUGCAAGAUGAGCGUAGCAUUCCAUUUUUGAAACAAACACUUGAAGACACAGCUGAACAUGAAAUGGUGCGACAUGAGGCAGCUGAGGCACUCGGUUCAAUCGCUACUAAUGAAUGUACGGAGGUUCUUAAAAAGUACUUAAAUGACCCUCGCCCAGUGGUGCGUGAGAGUUGCGAAGUGGCUCUCGAUAUGUCUGAGUAUGAGAACAAUCCGGAAUUCCAAUACGCAAAUACACUGCUUACUGUCGAGAGUUAGAUUUUGUAUAGAGUGCUUCAUAAUGUUUGAAGACCCUUACUGAUGUUAACAUUUCUGUUACUUUGAUCAUUUAAAGCAAUGUGAUUGUUUGCUUGCUUGAAGUUUUCCACAAAAAUGUUUAUUUCUUUCUAUCAUUUUGGAAACGUAACAAAACAACUUCAAUAAUAGGGAAAUACUUCGGAAAAUUAUAGUUUAAUUUUUGCCAAUUUUCUUACGCUUACGAUAGUUUUGUCAAUUGGUAUAUGUCAAUACAAUACAGUACUGUAUGUAUGGUACAUAUUUUGCAUACGGUAUUUUAACCUACACGUCAACGGACUUCUGUUCAAGUUUUUCAUAUAAAAAUUAUGGUUUUUACGCAAGCAAGGUUAGUGUUAAAUUGUGUUUUUUACACAUAUUGAUACUUAGUAGUUUUAAUUUUAUAAAUUUUAAUAAAAGAGUU